Molecule: messenger RNA, 2175 nt
Organism: Penicillium macrosclerotiorum
Lineage: Eukaryota; Fungi; Ascomycota; Eurotiomycetes; Eurotiales; Aspergillaceae
Exons: 14
Coding region: 1-2175 (724 amino acids)
Biological process (GO): regulation of DNA-templated transcription; DNA-templated transcription
Cellular component (GO): nucleus
Molecular function (GO): transcription cis-regulatory region binding; zinc ion binding; DNA-binding transcription factor activity, RNA polymerase II-specific
Source: RefSeq, a predicted model, not a curated record
AUGGUCGGCUUCUUCUGGUCGCCCCAGUUUGUCGAGUCCGGGGCCGCCAAUAGCCGACCAUCGGGGCAAUUCCCGAACCCCGCGUUUUCUCCCUUCCGCAUAGUCGAGCAGAAACACCGCGAUACCCUUUCGACGCGUGCUGCAAGGGCUUAUCAUUCCAUAUUCGGCAAUCAGAUGCAGAGCGAAGAUUUAGUGCAUGUGCUUCCUGCACCAAUUGGGAAGAAACGAAUCCCUAAGGCAUGUAGUGCGUGCCGACAAUCUAAAGUUAGAUGCGACGGCGAUAGACCUUGUGGCAGGUGCCAAAAAUUCGACAAGCAAUGUAUUAUCUUCGAAACUCCCAAAGACCCGGUCUCGGAGAGGCUUGAAGGGGUCGAGUGCGAGGUCCAGUAUCUCAGACAACAACUAGACGACAUGCGGGACCUUCUGCAGAAGCAUCAUGCCUCACCGUCUGUGAGCUCUCAUAAUAUCUCCCCAAGGCAAAUACGAGACCAUCCGCGCCGGACAAGUGCUUGUAGCUCGUUAUGCUCCCAGUUCAGCCGCCCGCCCAACCAUGUCAGCGCCGUGGCUAUUUCAGAUCCGGCUAGAUAUUUAAAUGGAGAUAAUCCCACUUACCAGCAGUCUGUGCCGGGUGUCUCGCCAAAUCAGAUAUCUGUCAGCUCCAUUUAUGAGCCUUCGAACGGGAAUAUUCUUCGGCCUUCGAAACGGAAACGUUCUUGUUUCGAGAUACGUGACGAAUCAAUUGCAGAUUUUAUUGAAAAGGGCCUCAUCACACUCGAUUGUGCUGUCUCUUUCUUUAACACUUUCUUCCAGGGAUGUGAUAGAUACAUUCCGAUCUUCGACCCAGACCAUGAUACGUUUGAAUCAGUGAGAGCCCGGAGUAGCAUUCUACUUAAUGCCAUUUGCACGAUAGGUUGCAUGGUCGAGACAAGAUCCGGUGGCCCGACGUCUGAUAUGCUCCAUGCUGAGUUGAAAAAAUGGAUCAAUGUCAUAAUCCAGAACAAACGACUGAAUUGCCUGGAGUCUGUGCAGGCAAUGCUGGUAGUUGCCUGUUAUUCUUCUGAGCGUCUGUUGAUCUUGUCAUUUGCUACCCGGAUGGCUCUUGAUCUGGGGCUGCAUGAAGCUUUCGAGGAACUCACAGAAAGGCUAGCAACGAAUAACGAUGAGGACUCAUAUGGUGUCCCAGACCAUGACCUUGAGAAGGAGCGAAUCUUAAUGAGGAAGUCAAGAACGUGGUUUGGGCUUCUGGUUCUCGAGCAUAUAUUCCGCGUCGAUGGAGGAAAGCCACCUGGGAUUCGGCUGAUAGGUAAUUCUCGACGCUGUCGGAUCUUGCUAAGCAAUCCGUCUUCGACUAUCUUGGAUCUUCGGCUGUUCUCUCAGGUUGAGUUGAAUAUUUUAAGGGCCACCAUCAACGAUACUUUGGGGGGCGGAACAAAUCCAGAUCGAGGCGCAAUUUCUGAUUUUGUCCAUGAGAUGAAGAUUGAUAUAGAUUUGUGGUUUGACGAUUGGCUGCGAAUUAUUGAGGGUUGUAUUGCUGCACAACAAGAAAAGCCAUUCUUAUUAGUCGCGUUACGAGUCCAGAAAUGUUGGGCCGAGAUGAUGCUGAAUUGCAAGGCCCUUCGGGCCAUGGGUGUUGAGAACGUCGCUACAAUGUCUAAUACAGAAAGGGAAAUCCUCCUCACUGCCAAAGCCAGCGCCCGUCGACAUCUACGACUGAUCAUCGUCGAACCUGAUCUGUAUCUGGCCAAGCUUAAAUAUGCAAUGGAUUUUGUCUGGGCGAAAUGCGCGUUCUCAUACUUGCUUCUCCUCAAGUUCUCGCGACUUCUUCCCGAACGGGACGAAGAGCAUCAGGAGCUCCUGGAGCAUGGAAACCGCCUAGUUCAUGAACUGAACAAAGCCGGAUCCAAUAUUAAUCAAUCUGGAGCAGGGAACAUCUACCUCCAGAUUUUGAAUGUAAGCAUCGAAAAAUACGGUCGAGCCUUGCGAGAAUCUCAGCAACCAAACACCGGUGGGUCUAGCGGUACAUCGCCGUUCUGGGAGCUGUUCGAUGCACAGGCAGAUUUACAAUGGUUUGUGCCAGAGCAGUUUGUGUCGGAAUGGGAUUUCCCAGGGUUGAACUUGUUCUAUUUUCCUACUGCUUGGCAGGAUUUCUUUGGCGAUUUUUCGCUGGCUAUGUAA